This is a messenger RNA of Pseudocercospora fijiensis CIRAD86, 714 nucleotides long. RefSeq lists its product as uncharacterized. NCBI's taxonomy places the organism in Eukaryota, Fungi, Ascomycota, Dothideomycetes, Mycosphaerellales, Mycosphaerellaceae. The record is from RefSeq and is a predicted model, not a curated record. The annotation marks the transcript as partial. The transcript has a single exon.
GCCGUGGUAGCAUGUCCAGCAAUUAUAGGCACAACCGAAGCCAUCAGGCAUGGCCAGAGAAACAAUCAACGAGAAGAACAUCGAGGUAGAAAGCACAAUCUCGUAGUGACUCUCCUCAACCACAACGACUACAGUGCCCGAUUCGACGGUGCCUCAAUCGUUCUCGCCAACAAGAAACUAUGGAUAGACACAACCGGCCAACUCCGUAGAGCCGGAGCACAUCCUUACACAGGCUACUUCCUCCCAUUUCACGACAUGGAACAAGUCUGGCGCCAGCAAGGCUAUCGAAGAGGCGAAGGCAUGGUCUCAACCAUCUCCCACGACCCUCCAUUUCUCAACUGGAUCUACGUCGAUCGCAAAACUCAUGAAGUGAAAUAUGGUGUCCGAGACGAAGCUGAGCCGAAUCUUGUCGGCCCAUUUGAUGUCACAAAGACGGAUCGGAGAUUGAAUUUCCAGGGUUGGGAGGGCUUUGUGGCGGUGGAGGAGAACGGAGAUAGUGGGCUUUGGGCGCUGUAUUUUGAUGUUGAGGAUGAUGGAUUGACGAGUGAGGAAAGGGUAGGUACGCAGGAUCUCAGGAUGUUGGCGCUUGAAGUUUGGAGGAAGGAGCUGAGGAUGGAUCGCGAUGCGGCGCUUGAGGAAAGGGAGGAGCGGCUGAGAGCUAGAGAGGAACUUGAUAAUAAGAGUGAGAGGUCGGCGGAGACUACCGUGUCUUGA